Molecule: messenger RNA, 5243 nt
Organism: Malania oleifera
Lineage: Eukaryota; Viridiplantae; Streptophyta; Magnoliopsida; Santalales; Ximeniaceae
Product: plant intracellular Ras-group-related LRR protein 7
Exons: 9
Coding region: 235-1020 (261 amino acids)
Molecular function (GO): protein binding
Source: RefSeq, a predicted model, not a curated record
ACCGUACGUCUUCUCCCUACAAUUUCCUCCGUAUCUUCUUCCUAAGAAAAACGGAAACGAAAGCCAACGCGGUUUUGUUUUUUGUUCAACCAACGACGAUUCCGAGCCUUCCUUGGUCCCGUCCGCCCCCCCUCCAAAAUGCAAAGCAGCCUCUGAGGUGACGCUGCUUCCUAUCGUCGCAUUCUCUCGGUUGAUUGAUCACAUCCAUCGUCGGGAGCGGAGAGGUGGGCCGGGAUGGGGUGUUGCAGCAGCAGAAACGCUGAUUCGAAAGCGAGUAGGAUCUCCCGGUGGCGAUCCACGGGCAUUGUUGCUUUGCGCGACUCCAAAAUGAAGACCUUUCCAGAUGAAGUUCUUGACCUGGACAGAUCUGUACGCACUGUUGAUUUAACGCACAAUAAAUUAGUUGACAUUCCCAUGGAGAUCAGCAAAUUAAUAAACAUGCAGCGCCUGGUCUUGGCAGAUAACCUCAUUGAACGCCUCCCUUCGAACCUGGGGAAACUCCAGUCUUUAAAAGUUUUGACACUUGAUGGAAAUCAUAUUAGUAACUUACCUGAUGAAUUGGGUCAGCUGGUGAGGCUUGAGCGGUUAUCCAUAUCUGGGAAUUUGUUAGCAUGCUUGCCAGAUACAAUAGGGAGCUUGCGCAAUUUGUUGCUAUUAAAUGUGUCAAAUAACAAGUUAAGAUCUCUUCCCGAAUCGAUUGGGAGUUGCUUCUCUUUGGAAGAAUUGCAGGCAAAUGAUAAUUCUAUUCAAGAUCUACCCUCUUCCGUGUGCAAUCUCAUUCACCUGAAGUCAUUGUGCUUAAACAAUAAUAAUGUUAAACAGAUUCCUUCUAAUCUAUUAAAGGAUUGCAAAGCUCUGCAGAAUAUUUCCCUGCAUGGCAAUCCCAUCUCAAUGGAUCAAUUUCAAGAGAUGGAAGCAUUCCAAGAGUAUGAAGCACGAAGGAAAAAGAAAUUUGACAAGCAAAUUGAUUCCAAUGUCAUGAUCAGUUCUAAAGGUCUUGAUGAAGGGGUUGAUCUAUGAUAGUCCUAGUUUAAUCCUCCUGGUGACAGUAAGUUCCACAUUCUUGUUGGAAGUCGAGUUCCAAAUGUUAAUAUACCAUUUGGUUCUUGGCGUAGGGCUGAUGAUUUGUCCAUUUUAAAAAGUCGAUUAUAGAAUUUGAUUCCCCAAGUCCUGAAUAUUGAUUUGUAUAUUGAACAUACUAUGCAGAAAUUAGUAGCUUUCCAAAUUAUUGAAUUUUUAUGCGUCUUUAAGUCUUAGUUAACUUUAUCAUUCUAGUCUUAAUUUGUAGUAAUUACAUUUUUUGUGUUUGUUGUCUAUCUUGCUCACUAGAGCAUCUCCCACGAGCGGCGUGUUGCACUUAUACCACUUGAGUGUAGCGGAAGAUGGACAUGGGUGGGCUAGGUUGGGCCUAUCUAGACAGGCGAGGGGCAAGAAGGUAAUACAGGAGACUAGGGUUAUAUUAGAAGCUUCAUAGGGGCAUUUGGAAAAAGCGUUGAGCUAUACAAUGAUUAGAAGAAAAAUGAACAUAAUCUUGCCUCUAAGAGACUAAGUGGGUAGGGGAGAAAGCUAGAGAAAUUGGAAGAUCAGAAUUUAAACUUUGGUAUGCUGGAAAAGAAAAACAUAAAUAUGGGUUGGGAAUCAUUCUAGACAAAGACCUAAAAGAUAAUGUGGUAAAUGUUAAAGGAAUAGGGAUAAAAUCAUAAAAUUCAGGACAGUUUUAGGUCAAGAGAAUAAAUUUCAUUAGUAUGUAUGCUCCCCAAAUAGGCUUAAUAGAAAACAUUAAUAGACAAUAUUGGAAAGAUAUGGAUAGUAUUAUACAAGGGAUACCAAGGUCUAGAAAACAUUCAUAAGAGCUUAUUUGAAUGGACACAUUGGAAAUGAUAAUAAAGUUUAUGAGGAUACAUGGAGGUCAUGGAUAUGGAGAUAAAAAUAAGCUCGGUGAUUUGAUUUUAUAUUUUUCCCUAUCUUAUGAUUUUGUUAUAAUGAAUACCUGCUUUAAGAAAAGAGAAGAAUACUUUAACAACUUUCAAGAGUGGGCAAAACAAAAGCCAGCAAAGAAAUUUGGUGGUGGGAUCAAGGUGUCCAAAAAACUAUAAAGCCAAAAAGAAUUUGUAUAAAAAUGGCAAAAUUGCAGAAAUGUAGAAAACUUUGAAAAAUAUAAAAAGGUAAGAAAAGAGGUGAAAAAAGGUCAUUAGUGAAGCUGUAGUGUAAAAUGUAUAAAAGAUGUGAAUGAAAUGUCUUGGUAAAAGAAGAAGCCUUGAAAGAGAGGUGGUGAAGAUAUUUUAAUAAAUUGUUUAAUGAAAACUAAAUUGAAAGCUUAAAUCUAGAAGUGAUAAAUGAGGCAAAGAAAAAAUCUAAGAUUAUUUGCAAAAUUAGAGUCUCAGAAGUUAAGAUGGUCUUAAAAAUGAUGAAAAGUGGGAAUCUAUAGGAACAGAUAACAUCCCAAUUGAACCCUAGAAAUGUCUAGGAAUUAAAGGAAGUGUAUAACUAAUCUAUUCAAAAUUAUCAUAAAAACCAAGAAAAUACUAGAAGAAUGGAGUAAAAGCACACUAAUACCUAUACACAAAAAUGAAGGUGAUAUUCAAAACUAUAAUAACUAUUGCAGAAUCAAAGUUAUGAGUUAUUUUAUGAAACUAUGAGAAGGAGUAGUUGAACAAAGGAUACAAAUAGAAAUGAGGGUCUCAAAGAAUCAAUUAGGUUUUAUGCUGAGGAGAUUGGCUAUAGAAGCUAUUUGGAAAAAUUCAGGGAAAAGAAAAGGGACUUGCAUAUGGUUUUUAUUGACUUAGAAAAGCAUAUGAUGAAGUACCUAGGGAAGUUCUAGGGUAGGUUUUAGAAAAGAAGGAAGUAUAUAGUAAAUUUGUUGUUGUCAAAGAAGGGGAUAUGUAGUAGAUACAUUGAUGUCAAGGAAGGGACUAUAUAGUAGAUAUAAUAAUGUCACCGAGGAUGUGUAUGAUAGACUAAUGACUAGCAUUAGGACUCUAGAAUGAGACUCUAGAGAUUUCCUAAUCACAAUAGGUGUACAUCAAGGUUCAACUUUGAGCCCCUACCUGUUUGCAUUAAUGAUUGAUGAGCUCAUUAAGAAUAUCCGGAACGAGAUCCUGCGGUGUAUGCUGUUUGCACACGAUAUUAUUUUGAUUGAUGAAAGUAAGAGUAGGGUAGAAUCUAAGUUAGAACUAUGGAGAAUAACUUUAGAGUCUUGAGGUUUUAUGAUAAGUAGAAAUAAGAUAGAAUAUAUGAAAUGCAAUUUCAGCCAUGUAAGGAGGAUAUUGAUGAUAAGAUUCGACUUGAUAAUCAAGAAAUCAACAACACUAGUAGAUUUUGGUAUCAUGGGUCGAUUAUGCUAGCGAAAGGAGAAAUUUGAAGAGGAUGUAGUACAUAGAGGUAAAGUAGGUUGGGUAAAUGGAGGAGUGCGUGCUAUGUGAUUGUAGAAUAGUAUUACAAUUGAAAGGAAAGUUUUGUAGGAUGACUAUAAGACCAACCAUGCUAUAUGGAUCAAAAUGUUGGGCAACUAAGAAACAACAUAUUCAAAAGGUUAAAGUUUUUGAAAUGUGAAUGUUGAGGUGGAUAAGCGGUAAAACACUAAAGGAUAAACUAAGGAAUGAACAUAUUUGCAAUAAAUUAGUAUAGCACCAAUAGAAGAUAUGAUAAGGGAGGGGCGGCUUAGUUGGUUUGGGUAUUUGAAACAUAGGCCAAGUAGGGCACCAAUGAGGAGGAUAGAGCUGGUCAUUGUUAAUGGUACAAGAAGAGGUGAGGAUAGACCUAAAUUAACUUGGAAUGAGGUAGUGAGGAAGGAUUUAACAGCCCUUAUAAUAGUUGAGAAGAACACUUUUUGUGAAUUGGCAGAAAACGAUUCAUAAACUCAACCCCACUUAGUGGGACUUAAGCUGGUUGUUGUUUUUGUUUUUUGUGUUUGACACCUACCGUUAAGAUGCUAAAAAUUUGACAGUGCCAUUGUUGCAUCAUUACAAGAUGUUUAACGACAUCUUGGAGUUAUGCUUGGUUUGCUAUUAUUUGGGUGAUGUAAAUCAGAAGAAAUGUGAGGGUUUUUGUGAUGAGUAAAUUUUUCCAUUUUUCCAUCUAAGAAGAGUUUCUUUCCUAGACUCAGUUUGGGAUUUUUAUUUUUCUAUGUUUGGGAGUAUUGCUUUUAGCGAUUGGCAAUUUGAUCGGAGGACAAUAUUGAUGUAAUUUUUUUUUCCUCUCCCAAUUUUUUGGAAAGAUAUCUUUUCAUUUUUUAUUUUUGGGAGGAUUUCUUGUUUUUCUCCUCUUCUCGCUUUCUUAAUAAAUCUUUUUUUUUUUUUUUAUAUAUAUAUAAAAAAAAUACUAGAUGUUUAAUGAAUACGAAUGUCAAAUGAGUGGAGGCUCUUGGAAUACAUGGCUCCAAUGAAAGCUAAGAAAGCUUUAUUUAUUGUUAGUUAUUUUAUGUCAGUUAAUAUUUGAUAUGCAAAUAGAGUGGUUGGUGGAUUUGGUUAAUAUAGGGAAUUCAGUGAGUGGGAGAGGAAAGGUUGUAUGAAUAUUUCAGAAAACAGCAGGAGCCUGAUCUUCAUGGACUUUAGUGGCACUGUAUUCCACUGGAAGAAUUUCUGGGUUGUCUAGUACUCUUUCCCCCAAAAGCAUGUAUGGAACAAAUACAUUUCUUUGACCAAUCCCCGAGCAUGUAGCAAUAAUUGACAUUAAUGCGUAGGAAUCAUGUGGUGCUUAGGGUGUACCACGCAUGAAAAUGUUUCAUAUUUCUCAACCAAAGAAAACAUAGGAAAGAUUGAAGCAUUUUAUGAUUGCCACAAAGAUCUUGUCUUUGAUGGAAAAAUGACUUUGUUUGAGUCAGUAACUCAGGCAAUUUUUUUGUAAUUACUUUAAAAUGUUAUUUCCCUUCCGUUGCAUCAUUUCUCAUUUUCUGUGUUUUUGUCUAUUGUUUGCCUUAAGGUAACCUUUGGACUGCCAGGAUGAGGAGGGUUGCAGCUAUGUAAAGCUGGUGGAAGUGCUGUAUCUAUGAUCCUUUUCGGCAUUCUUUGCAGAUUGAAAUAAAUUAACUUCUGCGUCCAUGGGAUUUUUAUUUACUUGUGAAAUAAGCUACAUUUAAAGUUACUCCUUCCACAUUGUUUGUUUAUUUGUAAAAUAAGCUACAUUUAAAGUUACUCUUUAUCAAAUUGUAAAUGAUUGCUAUAUUGCUAUUUUACCUGUCAUUCACAGGGUUGUAUAUGAAUAUUUGUUCAAAGCCUAUAGCCAAGUGACUUUUUCAGGAUUAA